AACGGUUUGCCAUCAUCGCCGCGCCCUGACCAGCGAUAGUACAGGAUACCCAGCCAUCGAUAGCAGCACCGAUACCACUCCCAGUCGAUAGCAAGGCGUAUCGAUUUGGCCGAUGCACAAUGAGCGCCGAAGGCGAGAACGGAACACAGCUGAGGCGCGAUCUAAACGAACUUGUUGAAUGGUUCCAACAAAAUGAAAAGCUGCCGCAAGAGAUUGAUCCCCUGCUGCUGCGUCGCUUCUAUCAGUGCAUGUACGGGGACGUGGAGGAGACCAAGAAGCUCAUCGAGGUGAAUUACUCGCUGCGCAACCGCCAUCCGCAUCUGUUCAUCAAGCGGGAUCCACUGGACGAUGACAGCAAGCGAACCUUUGAUUAUGCGGACAUACUGCCCCUGCCAGGCCUCACGCCAGAUGGCAGCAAGGUGUCGCUGUACUGCUUCCGGGAGUUUGAGGCCACAAAGAUGCAUCACACGGAAGACACGCGAGCAUUUUUCAUGGUCGCCGACUGUCGCUUUGUCACGCCGGACGAUGCAGCCCGACCGAACAUUCUGUCCGAGGGCGAGGUGCAAAUCUUUGACAUGAAGGGCACCACAAUGCGGCACAUUUCGCGGCUGACCAUCAGCACGCUGCGUGCAUACAUCAAGUUCCUGCAGGUGGCGUUUCCAGUACGCCUUCGGGCCAUUCACAUGGUCAACUGUCCAUCGUAUCUCGAUCGAAUCGUGAGCGUGGUGAAGCCCUUCAUCAGCGAUGAGGUUUUCAAGUUGAUACGCUUUCAUACAGUCAGCAUGGAUUCGCUUUAUGCCUUUGUGCCACGCGAAAUGCUGCCGGAGGAGUACGGCGGCUCGGCUGGGUCGCUGGAAACGCUGCGAACCCACACAAAGAAGGCCUUGGUCGAGCAUCGCGAUUAUCUGAUGAACCCCAACCACUGGCUGGUGGAGAAGUCCGAGAAGCGUAACGGUCAUUCAUGGAGAAUUUUUCGAUAAAUUCCAAAUUUUGCUUCCUAUUUUUUUUCUUUUGUUUUUACAUAUUUGUAUAUUUUUAUAAGUG
Drosophila subobscura is the source of this 1044-nucleotide messenger RNA. Its product is annotated as alpha-tocopherol transfer protein-like. Gene Ontology annotation, cellular component: membrane. Gene Ontology annotation, molecular function: phosphatidylinositol bisphosphate binding. The coding region runs from base 120 to 980 and encodes 286 amino acids. The transcript is spliced from 6 exons. Lineage: Eukaryota; Metazoa; Arthropoda; Insecta; Diptera; Drosophilidae. The record is from RefSeq and is a predicted model, not a curated record.